AUGCUGCCUGAUAAGCGGCCAGGUCCUCGAGAUCAAGGGCACCUCGAACGCUACUCCGACUCCACCGGUAGCUUCAUCUUUCCCGGCGGAUCGCAUGGACAGAAGGUGUUGAUACAUGACCGCAAACUCGUCAAGAACAGUUCCACACAGUUCCCAAAGAUCCCUGCGGGCGAAAAGAAGACGAUCGAGACGGCGAAAGAUUUGAAGAACGAGCUUGCAAUUUGGCAGAAGAAGAUCUCGGAUAUCAAGACAAAGAAGAAUGGUCACAAGAAAGAACAUGGCAACGGAUGGCGAGCAAAUGCCGCCGAACUUCACCCUGCCUUCCACCAUCAACCACCACGCGCCGCGCACAUCACCAUUAUGCCGUGCACACACUGCGAGAGGGAGGGGAAUGAGUACUGCCACCUCGACUCUAUGUACCCGUGUACCCCAUGCAGCAAUAACAGGGAGCCGCCUCGGGAUCCGUCUUCCGCAAAGAAGCAGCAGUCGAUGAAGUUGUUCAACUCCAGCGUUCCACCACAAAUGCGUGAGAUUAGGGUAGCAAGCCAAGCUGCCUCUAUGCAAUCGACUUCGACCGAGCCGUUUACGUUCGCGGCGAACGGUCCAUCCCAAACACCACAAGGGAAGCGAGGAUCCACAAGAGAAGCGAGGUUCUCCGCCGAGCGCUUCGUUCCAAUCCUCGGCUGCUUCUACGCAAGCGGCCUCUUCGCAAGCGGCCUCCUCACAAUCGACCUCCUCACAGUCGAUCUCCUUACAAUCGACUUCGACUGA
Messenger RNA from Zymoseptoria tritici IPO323, 771 nucleotides. RefSeq lists its product as uncharacterized. NCBI's taxonomy places the organism in Eukaryota, Fungi, Ascomycota, Dothideomycetes, Mycosphaerellales, Mycosphaerellaceae. Bases 1 to 771 code for a protein of 256 amino acids. The record is from RefSeq and is a predicted model, not a curated record. The transcript is spliced from 7 exons.